GCGGGACAGGAGUGGGGACAGCAGCACAGUGGACACAGAGUGGAUAAAGUGUGGACAUAUUGUGGACAGGAGCAGAGUGGACACAGUGUGAACAUCAGCGCGGAGUGGACACUGUGGACAGGAGCGUCAUGGCUGUAGAUGCUGCUUCCAGUUUCAGUUUCUGUCGUCCGGCGGUGGAGUACAGGGCGCUGCCGGAGGACUUCAAACAGCUGCUGAAUCGUCGCACGGGCGGAAACCUCACCUGGCACAACGGGCGGGGCAAAGCGGCGAACAGGCCGGUGAAGCUCCUGCAGCAGCCCGGCACCGAGGCCCGCCAGUACCACACCAGUGAUAAUUAUGGGAUCUACAACACCAGCCCGACGCAGCCCAGCCUCAUGCGGCCUGUGGUGCUUUGGACGCAGCAGGACGUGUGUAAAUGGCUGAAGAAACACUGUCCACACAACUACCUGACCUACGUGGAGGCCUUCUCCCAGCACGCCAUCACAGGCCGCGCUCUGCUGCGUCUGAACGGGGAGAAGCUGCAGAGGAUGGGGCUGGUGCAGGAGACGCUGAGGCAGGAGCUGCUGCAGCAGGUUCUCCAGCUGCAGGUCCAGGAGGAGGGACGCAACCUCAGACUCCUCAGCACAACUUCUUUCGGAAACAUAUCGUAGCGUUUGGGAGACCGGCGCCAUCCGCUACUUCAACAGUUGAUAUUUUACGAC
Periophthalmus magnuspinnatus is the source of this 701-nucleotide messenger RNA. It is a transcript of the gene samd10a, whose product is annotated as sterile alpha motif domain containing 10a. Bases 129 to 650 code for a protein of 173 amino acids. Gene Ontology annotation, cellular component: cytoplasmic side of plasma membrane. Gene Ontology annotation, molecular function: protein binding. Lineage: Eukaryota; Metazoa; Chordata; Actinopteri; Gobiiformes; Gobiidae. The record is from RefSeq and is a predicted model, not a curated record. The transcript is spliced from 5 exons. Gene Ontology annotation, biological process: cell surface receptor protein tyrosine kinase signaling pathway.